AUGGGCGAGCCAUCAACUGCAUGUUCCUUUGAGGAACUCGUCCAAUCAAAACUGUUCACAUUCUAUGUCGGGAAAGAAAAGAAGGCGUUUGUGGUUCAUUCUCAAGCCAUUGCCGCAACCUCAUGGCAUUUUCAUGCGCUCGUCAACAAUGGCAUGGCGCAGUCACAAGAGGGAUCCGUUGAGUACCCCGAUAUGGACCCAUGUGAUUUUGCUCGAUACGUUGAAUAUGCGUACCGCUACGACUAUACCGUGCCAAAGUGGGCUUUGGACGUUGAAUCAUCAAUAGAUGAACCAGAUACAGAUGUGUCAACAACAGGUCCAGUAGAGGUAGAGGAGCCACCGCCGCCACCGCCAGAGGAACCGGAAGACAACUCAGACGAUCAGUGGGAUUAUCCUACUGUUAUCAGAAUGGUUUCAGUGUUUGGACACGCUUACGCACCGAAGAGGAAGAAGUCGAAGAAGUCUCUCAAUUUGCGCAGAAGGUUCAACGCGGAGGAAUACCUUACGUCAAAUGAGCCAAAAACAAAAGCAUUUGCUGAUUGCAUACCCAAAGAGAAUACCGAGCAUGAACAGGAUUUCACGCCCGUCUUUCUGGCACACGUACGUCUCUAUACUUUCGCUUGCAUGCGCCUCAUAGACCCUCUCAAGCGUCUGGCUCUGCACAAACUCCAUCAAACACUCCUCAAAUUCAAGCUUUACGAUCGACGAGUAGGCGACGUCGUCGAAUUGGCUAGAUAUGCGUACGAUCAUGGAGAAGAUAGGAAGUCCAACGGGACUAUUGAAGAUCUCAGAAAGUUGGUGGUUGAGUACAUAGCCUGCGAAGUGUCGAUCAUUGGGAAGCACAAAGCGUUUGCACCCCUGUUGCAAGAAGGGGGAGAAUUUGUGGUUGACUUUUGGGGUAUUAUCGCCAAGGAGAAUCUUGGUCUGUACGCAUAA
Alternaria burnsii is the source of this 936-nucleotide messenger RNA. RefSeq lists its product as uncharacterized. Gene Ontology annotation, molecular function: protein binding. Lineage: Eukaryota; Fungi; Ascomycota; Dothideomycetes; Pleosporales; Pleosporaceae. The transcript has 2 exons. The record is from RefSeq and is a predicted model, not a curated record. Bases 1 to 936 code for a protein of 311 amino acids.